CGGUGGCUGUUCUGAAGCCUCGAGGGCCAUCAGUUCCUACCAGAGCUGCUGCGGGUGCCAUCCCACCCAUGGCCGGACACAGGCCCUCAAACCACUUCUUCCCCCUUCCAGGCAGUGGUGGGGGCGGCCCCAGAGGGCCAGUGCCCCUGCGGGUUGACACCUUGACCUGGUUGAGCACCCAGGCGGCCCCUGGCAGGGUGAUGGUCUGGCCAGCAGUCAGGCCAGGGGUCUGCCCAGACCCUGAGGUAUGGAGGAUUUCCCCGGCUCCCCUGCCACACGAAUUCCGGGGCUGGAUAGCACCCUGCAGGCCCCGUCUUGGAGCUGGUGAGGCAGGGGACUGGUUGCGAAGCCCCUCCGAAGGCGCCCUCCCUGGGCCCUACAUUGCCCUGCGGAGCAUCCCGAAGUUGCCGCUGCCAGAGGACGUCUCGGGCAUACUGAAAGAGUUGCAGCAGCUGGCCAAGGAGCUGAGGCGGAAGAGGUUGAGCCUAGGGUACUCACAGGCCGAUGUGGGGAUCGCUGUGGGAGUUCUAUUUGGGAAGGUGCUUAGCCAGACGACCGUCUGCCGCUUCGAGGCCCAGCAGCUAAGCCUUGCCAACAUGUGGAAGCUGCGACCACUGCUGAAAAAGUGGCUGGAAGAAGUGGAAGCAGAGAACCUUCUGGGCUUAUGCAAAAUGGAGAUGAUCCUGCAACAGUCUCGGAAGUGGAGACGGGCAAGCAGGGAGCGACGAAUCGGAAACAGCCUAGAGAAAUUCUUUCAGCGGUGCCCUAAGCCCACGCCCCAACAAAUCAGCCACAUUGCUGGGUGCCUCCAGCUGCAGAAGGAUGUGGUUCGAGUUUGGUUCUAUAACCGCAGCAAGAUGGGCAGUCGAUCAACCAAUGAUGCUUCCCCACGGGAGGUUGUGGGGACAGCCGGGCCUCCUUGCCCAGGGGCACCAGUGUGCUUUCACCUGGGACUGGGGGUCCCAAUGGAUAUCCCCCACUAUACACCUCUCUACUCUGCGGGGGUAGCCCACUCCUCUGCCGCAGCCACCGCUGUGGGCCUUCUCAGACUUUAGGGCUGAGGGACUUGCCCUUCGCGGCACGGUUGGAGAGGGGAGAAGGGAAAACCCAGGAAAUGUCCCUGGGGUUCAUUUGAGGGCUUUUAGCAUUAAUUUCUCAUUCACUGUCUAACGAAGUUAAGGAUACAUAGUAGGGAAUGGGGGUUGGAAUUGUUCAAGAAAAACCUGGGAGAGAAGAUGAAGUUUAUUGCAGUUUUGUGUUUUCCCUUUGUUUUUCCCUAGCAUUGAUUUCAAGGUACAUUACAGUAUAUAGAUGGUUUCGAUAUUUUGUUCCUUUUUAAAAUUAAAUAUUGUGUCUGUUA
This is a messenger RNA of Mandrillus leucophaeus (drill), 1360 nucleotides long. RefSeq names its product POU domain class 5, transcription factor 2 (gene POU5F2). Gene Ontology annotation, biological process: regulation of transcription by RNA polymerase II. The record is from RefSeq and is a predicted model, not a curated record. Gene Ontology annotation, molecular function: DNA-binding transcription factor activity, RNA polymerase II-specific; RNA polymerase II cis-regulatory region sequence-specific DNA binding. Bases 69 to 1055 code for a protein of 328 amino acids. NCBI's taxonomy places the organism in Eukaryota, Metazoa, Chordata, Mammalia, Primates, Cercopithecidae. The transcript has a single exon.